AUGGUAGGGCCGAAGUAUGAGAAGGCGCGCCUCCCCACUUCAUGUUUGACUCUAGGAAAGUGCAACAACUUGUCCUGCCUCGUGCUGCGGACAGAGACAUCUCGACGAGAGAGAAGUCUCUCACACAGAGCUAUAUCAGCACUCAGUCGUGGCUAUGUCACUAUGUUGCUGAGACUACUGUUGUGCCUUAUGCUGAGCCGUUGUUGCUUUAGCACUUUCCAUCAUCUCGUACAGGAUGCUGAGGAGGACCAUCUCCUGGCCAGUGUUUACGAUGCUGAGCAUGCUGCGGUGUUGGAUGAUAUCUGGGAUGACUUCAAGAAUAUGUUCAACAAAACAUACUCUUCGCGGUCUGAGCCUCUAAGGAGACUGGCUUGGGAAGAGAACUUACUGAAGGUCCACCUGCAUAAUGAAGAGGCUGCUAGAGGAAUGCACAACUACACCUUGAGAGAAAACCACUUGGCCGAUCUGACUUUAGAGGACUACAUCAGAGAGAUGGUGAGACUAACACUCAGUCGACGGAGGAAAUGCGAUGAUUCUGACAUUCUAAUGGCUGCCAACCCAAUGGCCAUACCUGAAGAGCUGGACUGGAGACUGAAAGGAUUCAUUACUCCUCCCAUGAACCAAGAGGACUGCGGUGCUUGCUACGCCUUCAGUAUCGGAACCUUGAUUCAGGCUCAGAUAUUCAAAUAUACUGGAAAACUAAUUCCUUUGAGUGAGCAGCAAAUAGUGGAUUGUUCUGUUCGCACUGGGAAUCUUGGUUGUAGAGGAGGAUCUCUACGCAACACGAUGCGUUACGUCAAGGAACACGGACUUAUGAAGUAUGACGAUUACCCUUAUAUAUCACAGCAAAAAUCUUGCAAGUACAGUCCAAGUCUUGCACUCGUUAACAUCACAGACUGGCGGACUUUGCCUCCGAAGGACGAAGAGGCGCUCAAGGUGGCAGUGGCAACUAUCGGACCAGUGGCUGUCUCAGUCAACGCUAGCCCACACACCUUCAUGCUCUACCACAGCGGCAUAUAUCACGAUCCCGAGUGUUCCUCCGAUGCAUUGAACCACGCCAUGCUGCUGGUCGGCUACACUCCACAGUAUUGGAUACUGAAGAACUGGUGGAGUGAGCACUGGGGAAUGGAAGGUUACAUGUACUUGGAGCGAGGGACCAACCGAUGCGGAGUCGCUAACUUUGCUGCCUACGCUGUUAUCUGACAGAUCAAACAAUGGCUCAUCUACAACUACUGUACCUGUAACCUGAUUUAUGAUAAUAUUUAACUUAUAAAAGCACAAAUUCACUAUAUGAAACUUUAUAAUGAAAAAUUUUGUUGCUAAUCUACAUAGUAAAUAUUUUUAUAGAAUUGUUUAAGUUUUGUUUUAAAGUUGCCUUAUUGUUUGGGAGUUGCCUUAAAGUUGUGUUGUUGGGAUGGAAGCCCAACUGUCACUUGGGACAGAGAUACAAAAAUACGAGUAUGUCUUUAUGCAGAUGACACAGGUGUGGUUGUCUCUGCUGACACUGAAAAUAAUAUUGAAAUAUCAUCCCAUAUUGGCUUAUCAUUAUUUAAAGACUUUUUAGAUAGCAGAAAUGUCCUUCUAAAUUCAGAAAAAUCCAAUUUUGUAUCAUUUUCAACAAAACAAACUAGGAACAAAAUAAAGCCUACAAUAUUUGUUGAUAUCAUGUAUUGACCCAAUUAGACCACUCAAAAUAUUUAGGUUUAA
This is a messenger RNA of Macrosteles quadrilineatus (aster leafhopper), 1707 nucleotides long. Its product is annotated as procathepsin L-like. Gene Ontology annotation, molecular function: cysteine-type endopeptidase activity. The transcript is spliced from 8 exons. Gene Ontology annotation, cellular component: lysosome. The record is from RefSeq and is a predicted model, not a curated record. Bases 1 to 1203 code for a protein of 400 amino acids. Lineage: Eukaryota; Metazoa; Arthropoda; Insecta; Hemiptera; Cicadellidae.